CCAAUCGAUAGAUGCUAUUGGCUCCGAAGCCCGUCUGUUAGGUUUGUGGAGUCCUGUAGUCAAUACUGGAUGCAUAGCGCUGUAGGCUAAGCCAUAGCCCGAUAAGUAUGCUCCAUACAGCCAAACGUGCUGUAGGUAGCUUGCCAUUGCAGCGUAUCCCUUUCAGGACACUUUCAUUACAACCAUUCAGCGCUGCAAACACGAACUUCUCUCAACUUAGCCGGUCGUCAUCCGCAUUUCGCAUGUACCUUGCCAACAACCAAGCCCGGGCACUCAACCCACGUCUCGCAACACCCGCUCUGUCUGCCGCAUUUCACCAGAGAAUGUCAACCGCUACCAAGAUGCCCACAACGUCCGCCAACAACCCUGCCGUACAAGCCGCCCUCGGCAAAUCCACAACCGUCGUACUGCACACAUGCAAAGCCACAACCGCCACAACCGCCGCUUUCGGAGACGCCUCUGUCGCCCUAACCGACGUCCUAACCACCCUCAAGCCCGCCACAACCGCUCCCUCCCCCUCAUCGGGCCCUUCUGAGCAGCCGACGGGAAUGGUUUCGGAGGCGGCUCUCCUUGCGGCGUUCAGUGACGUACCGAUUGUCAGUAGUGCAGUGGUGCGGGCGGGGGCUGCAGCUGCGGCCUCCGACCCCGGGAGCGGCGGUGUCAGUGUGACGGUCCAGCUGCAGCAGCGCAACCUGCCCUCCAACAGCCAGCGCCGCUACUCCAUCACUGCGGGGC
Messenger RNA from Astrephomene gubernaculifera, 735 nucleotides. Lineage: Eukaryota; Viridiplantae; Chlorophyta; Chlorophyceae; Chlamydomonadales; Astrephomenaceae. The record is from the annotation of a GenBank genome assembly.